Brugia malayi is the source of this 1179-nucleotide messenger RNA. RefSeq lists its product as uncharacterized. Lineage: Eukaryota; Metazoa; Nematoda; Chromadorea; Rhabditida; Onchocercidae. The coding region runs from base 1 to 1179 and encodes 392 amino acids. Gene Ontology annotation, biological process: monoatomic ion transmembrane transport. The record is from RefSeq and is a predicted model, not a curated record. The transcript is spliced from 9 exons. Gene Ontology annotation, cellular component: membrane. Gene Ontology annotation, molecular function: transmembrane signaling receptor activity; extracellular ligand-gated monoatomic ion channel activity.
AUGGAUGAUAGUAAUAAAGGAGAAAAGAAAAAUUUACAAAUUGGAAUGACAAUCGAAUCAAUUAGCGAUUUUAAUCUCAAACAAUCGAAUUUUAAAGCGUCCAUUUCUUUAUUAAUGGUAGUGGAAAAAUCAGGUAGACCACCUGGUUCAGUUAUUGUCAAAUAUGAUCAAUAUCUAUACCCAUUUAGUGAUUUGCAAUUUACUGGUAAUAAAGUACAACCAAAAGAUGCUUAUCGACUUAUCAUUUCGGCAUCUGAUGGUACUGCAUCUACUCGAUCAAAUUAUGAAUUGGAAAUUCAUUGUCCAUUCAAUUUGAAACAUUAUCCAUUCGAUUCGCAUUAUUGUCCCAUUGAUAUCUAUGCGGGUAAACAUCCCAGCAGGCAAUUAUCACUUUCGUGGUAUUACUCUGAUGGUGCACGAUUGAAUGCAAGUAUAGGACCAGUAAGCAUGCAUACAUCAUUAGUUUCCAGUGAAAGUUGCAAUUUUGAAGGACUUUAUGCUGUCACUGAAUUAAAUACAGCUUCAGCUCGAUUCUCAUGUCUUCGUGUUCGAUUACAUUUUCAUCGGCCAUUCCAUGCAUCAUUUUUUCGUUAUUUCUUACCAACAAUUAUACUUGUUGCACUUACCUGGAUUAUCUUUUACAUUGAACGACAACGUUUACAAUCACGGAUAACAAUUUUGGCCUUCUCAUCUUUGCUUACAUUCUUCUGUGCAAUGCUUUGGAAUAAUGAAGUACCUUCAACAGCUUACUUAACAGCUGCUGAUGUUUGGGUCUUUCUAUGCAAUACAUUCAUUCUUCUUUCACUACUCGAAGUUAUAGCAGUGCACAUAUUAAUGAAAAUGUCACAUAAGCAGCUUCUACUUGCUAAUAAAAAUGAAUCUGUUCGAGCGGAAAGUCGAUAUCGGCGUGAAAAGCAAGCUGUAAAACGUGGUCGCUCAAUUAGCCCAAGGCCACCUAUUGCUAAUGGACGAAUAUUUGAGAUGAAACAUUUAGAUCAAGAUUUACUUGGUUCAACAUCAACAUCAAACUAUGAUACUUUGAUAAAUGAUUAUUUCCAUCGUUGGUCCGAUUACUAUUCAGUAACAGCUGCACGGGUUGAUCUAUCAGCGCGUAUCAUACUGCCACUUGCAUAUGGUAUUGUAGUUUCACUCUACUUCUCUUUUUACCUAUUUUUGUAA